GCAAUGAGCCAGAGGAAAGGCAGAGAAUAGACAUGACUGUGCUCCAAAGCUUCUCCCGUGAUCUGUGGCUUUUUCUAGACUCUGGUUCAAGGGGAAAUACUGGCAAAGAAUACCUAAGGAGAAGACAUCUGAUAUCAGGUCAUGAGCAAGGAUUAUUAGAUGGGAAGAUCAAGAAAAUUCCGUAGGCAUAGUAAACCUGAAUUUCAACAUGGCAUUUGAUAAAGUCUUUCAUGAUACCUUUGUGGACAGGAUGGAAAAGUGUGGGGUAAAUUAUCGUAUAGUCUGGUGGAUAUGGAAUUGGUUCAGUGACUGGACUCAAAGAAUGAGUUGAGGGAGAAAGAAUGGACAUGGGUCUUGGUCAUGCAAUGGAUGACAGCAGACUUCCUCUGGUUAUCCCAACAGUCCUGGUGCCACUUCAGAACAACAGCCAGCCCAAGACAUCGACGCCUCUGAUAGGUCGUGAUAUGACAGAAUUAUACAAAGAACACAAACUGGAAAGAAAUGACACCAAUUUAGCAUAUGAACCGAUGCCAGGAGAAAUCGCCACAGUCAGCGUGAUUUUUGGGAUUCUGUGGUUGUUUUCUGUCUUUGGAAAUGCCCUGGUUUGCUUGGUCAUCCACAGGAGCAGGAGGACUCAGUCCACCACCAACUACUUCGUGGUUUCAUUAGCAUGUGCUGACCUCCUCAUCAGUGUGACCAGUGCUCCUUUUGUCCUACUGCAGUUUACAUCUGGUAGAUGGACCCUGGGUAAUGUCAUGUGUAAACUAGUAAGAUACUUUCAACACCUCACACCAGGGGUACAGAUCUACGUGCUCCUUUCCAUCUGUGUAGACCGGUUCUAUACCAUAGUCUACCCUCUGAGCUUCAAGGUGUCCAGAGAAAAAGCCAAGAAAAUGAUUGCAGCAUCUUGGAUCUUUAACGCUGCCUUUAUGUCCCCUAUAUUCUUUUUCUAUGGCUCCAGUUGGGAUCAUCAUUGUAAUUUUUUCCUCCCAUAUUCUUGGGAUGGGACUGUCUAUAGUAUUAUUCAUUUUCUGAUGGGUUUUGUGAUUCCAUCAUUCUUCAUCAUCAUAUUCUACCAGAAGGUCAUCAAAUAUAUUUGGAGGAUAGGCAUUGACAGUCGAACAGUGAAGAGGACGAUGAACAUUGUUCCAAGGACAAAAGUAAAAACUAUCAAAAUGUUCCUGAUGUUGAACCUAAUAUUUUUGCUCUCCUGGCUUCCUUUUCAUGUGAUCCAGCUAUGGCAUCCCCAUGAAAGAGACUAUAGGAAAAGUUCCUUGGUUUUCACAGUGAUCACUUGGAUAUCAUUCAGCUCUUCAGCCUCCAAGCCUACCUUAUAUUCCAUUUAUAAUGCCAACUUCAGGAGAGGGAUGAAGGAGACUUUUUGUAUGUCCUCAAUGAAAUGCUACCGAAGCAAUGCCUAUACUAUCACAACCAGUUCGAGGGUGGCCAAAAAAAAUUAUGUUGGCAUUUCAGAUAUCCCUGUCACAGCCAAAACUGUAACCAAAGACUCAAUAUAUGACUCAUUUGACAGGGAAGCCAAGGGAAAAAAGCUUGCUUGGCCCAUUAAUUCAAAUCCACCAAAUACUUUUGUCUAAUUCCUCUCUAUUCUUUUGAUAACUAUUAUGCACCAAAUAGACUAAAAAGCUUUAAAACUUCAGGAAUGGAUGGAUAUUUACUUUUUUGCAUACAAAUUUUAGGGGGGAAGGCUUUAUUUUGUUAAGAUGUAUUGAUUUAAUUGUAAUAUGGCAUUUUUUAAUAAUUUUAGUUACUUCCUAGUUUUUUGAGGUUCAUUUACCUU
Messenger RNA from Vombatus ursinus (common wombat), 1798 nucleotides. It is a transcript of the gene GPR19, whose product is annotated as G protein-coupled receptor 19. The transcript has 3 exons. Gene Ontology annotation, molecular function: G protein-coupled receptor activity. Gene Ontology annotation, biological process: G protein-coupled receptor signaling pathway. Lineage: Eukaryota; Metazoa; Chordata; Mammalia; Diprotodontia; Vombatidae. The coding region runs from base 342 to 1595 and encodes 417 amino acids. The record is from RefSeq and is a predicted model, not a curated record. Gene Ontology annotation, cellular component: plasma membrane.